GAGGAGUGUUUUUCGGUACUGUGUGCGGGUACUCAGCAAUGUACUUGCUCGGAAAAUGUAUUUUGAUCUGAAAUUUUUUCCCCGAUUAACGCAUCGUUAUAUCAUCAACCAAGGGGCCUAGAUGAUAGGUAGUGAAUAUUGCGGUACCUUGUUGUACCCCGGUGUUUGAAAAUAGGCUUAGUAUCGUUAAACGAGAUUGGAAUAUCGUUCGGAAGCUACAGAUGGUCACCGAGAAGAAGUCAUCCAACUUCCAUUGAUUGUAUUUAUAGUUUCCCGAUUUAUUUUUACGUCAAGUUUUUGGUGCAAAAAAAAAACGAUGCAUCCGCCUGCCGGAUGAACGGAUAAUAUCUCAUUCCGUAGUGGUGUGCCCCUGUGAGGUGACGGACGUGUCUACCUGUAUAGAAGAAAAGUGUAUACGUUUAUCAUCGGCUGUAAACUAAAACCAAAAUAAACUACAUUGAUACUAAAGAAUGGAGUCACUGGUGGCGGGACGGAGACGAACUACCACAAGGCAUUCGGCCGAGGAUCAAGCUCUUGAUCAAAUUGCAAAAGAGGCAGAAGCUCGAUUAGCAGCUCGGAGACAAGCUAGAGCAGAGGCUAGAGAGAUCCGAAUGCGAGAAUUAGAGAGACAGCAAAAAGAAGCUGAGGAAAACGCAGAUAGAGUCUACGAUAUGUGUACUGACCUAAUUUCAGCUGAUGCUAAUCGAACGAUGAGGGUGACACCAGAUCCUGUGAGAACAUCUCGCCUUCUCACAAACUCCAACAACUUUCAGUCAAGUCGAAGGUCAUCCGAGGAUUCCUUGGAAGAUGCCGGCCUUAGUAGAGAUCUUAGGUUAGAACUUAAGGAAUUUGAGGAAAAAUUCCGCAAAGCUAUGAUAACUAAUGCACAAUUGGAUAAUGAGAAGUCAACUUAUUCAUAUCAAGUAGAUUUAUUGAAAGACAAACUUGAAGAGUUAGAGGAGACUACUGCUCAAUUGCGCCGAGAGCUAAGAGAGAAAAAUCGAGAAGCUGAACAAUCGAAGCGUAUAAGUCAACGCCUGAAAGAAGAUUUGGAUGUCUGCAGGGUGCAACUAUUGGAACGAGACACACUUAUACAGGAAAAUGGUCUUGUUAUAGUAGAAGACGAGGGUGAUGAGAGUGAUGCUGACAUACCGGAAAAUGGUCCACGUCCAAGAAAAAGAGUACUAGUCAGUACAGAGAGUGCAGACUUGUUGCAAAAUGCUGGAGAAGGAUCAUUGGAUGUCCGACUGAGAAGAUUUGCAUCUGAGAAGAAGGAGUUGCAAGAUGAAAUUCGACAUUUAAGGCUGGAAUUGGAAGAUGCAAAGAAUCGUGUUCGAUCAGAGAGGUUACCAGGUUCGAUGUUGGGAAGCUUAUCAGACUCUGAAGACAUUCAACGAGAGGCAAACAAGCACUUAUCAGAUUACAAAUUCAAACUGCAAAAAGCAGAACAAGACAUGUCCACACUGCAAGCGACAGUCGCCAGGCUAGAGAGUCAAGUUAUUCGAUAUAAAUCUGCAGCAGAAGCUUCCGAAAAGGCAGAAGACGAAUUAAAGGUUGAAAAGCGAAAGCUACAACGAGAGAUGAUAUCUGAUUAUUUUGACGAAUGUCACUGCCAGUAAAGAAAUGGGUACGAGAAUCACAGGGCCGAGUAGAGGAGCUUGAAACCGCAAAUUCUCAUUUACAACGAAGGCUAGAUAAACUUAAGAACGCCAAGUCUGCACUUCUGAAAGAACUUUGAUAAGAAAACGUGCUUGGACCCGCUUAUUAAUGUUACCGUUAGUUUGGGUCCAAUUAUCAUAUAUAUCUAUUCUCCAUAGAACAUAUGCCCUUGAAUUCUCAGACAUGGAAAAAGAUGUCUUCUGAGUCAUGAUAAAAAUUAACAUUGCCUAAAUAUUUAACAGAUUGAUCGGAGAAAGGGAAAAAAGAAUCAAUUUUUAACUGCUCGAAAGCAAUAUGAUUACAAGACGAUUCGACUUGGAUCAGAAAAAGGGAGAAAAGAAUCAAUUUUUGAAUGCUCCAAAGCAAUAUGAUUACAAGACGACUCUACUUAGAAGGAAUACUACCAAGGCUAUUAGUCAUUGGAAUCUGUCUCUAAUUUAUCUUAAUCAAUGGCCAUAUUUGAUUAAUAUUCAGGUCUGGUUCAUGAAAGUAUCACGCUUUAUUUUCCCCUAACAAAGGUUGGCAGUUUCGUACUUGUUAUCUGCACCAACCUUGCGAAUGCCAUACUACGCUCCUGCUAAUACAAACACAAGAAUUGUUUAAUUUAAUAUUUUGUAAUUAUUAACUUAUAUAAGACAUCGUAUUUUAACGAUUA
This is a messenger RNA of Diprion similis, 2314 nucleotides long. Its product is annotated as leucine-rich repeat flightless-interacting protein 2. The transcript is spliced from 10 exons. Gene Ontology annotation, biological process: regulation of DNA-templated transcription. NCBI's taxonomy places the organism in Eukaryota, Metazoa, Arthropoda, Insecta, Hymenoptera, Diprionidae. The record is from RefSeq and is a predicted model, not a curated record. The coding region runs from base 471 to 1619 and encodes 382 amino acids.